AUGUUCCAAUCAUUCACGGGUAACUCCCGCCGUCCGCGGCAAGUUAAUCUCGGAGCUCGCAAUACCAACCCGUUUGCCGCAUUCCCCUCCGGUCGACAGAAUCCCCAUGGCUCCGGCUCGCAGAACACUCUGGCCAUCGCGCAGCAAGAGCGACUUCUCAGGCAACAGGAAAGGGAACGACUGGGCGCAAGUCAAGUGGUCCAGCGGACAUGGCGGGGUUAUCGGAGCAGGAAGAUAACGCGAGGGAGAUGGCGAUCAGAGUGGGAUGCAGCUGAGGCACAGAGGAUCCAAGCUGCUCCUCCCUUCGAAGAGCUGGCAAAGGGUCCGGAUGGUGUCAUGCCACCCCCUAUUGCAUACUCAACGGCGGCAGAUUGCUGGGCACAGCUGCGACUACUGGUCCAGUUCCUGGAGCCGUGGAAUAGCAGCGACAUUGCUCGUUUGGUGGUGUUUUCGAGUUCCUUCCAAAAGACAUGGAAGGAGCUGCCGACCAUCGCCACUGAAGGAGAAUGGAUGACCCCGCUGAAGCGACUGGCACAGCUGACCCUGCGCAUGCUUCACGCUGCUCCUUCGUCAACGAUGCCGGCGUUUGCCAUGCGCCCUUUGCUUGAGCUGCUGGGGUUCCUCACGGGCCUAAUACCCAAAGAGGUGGCACGAACCGCCCGAGAAUACUAUGCUGUUAUGGGCCACCUCACCAGGAAUAUCAAGGACAUCUCCGGCAGAUUCGCUGUGUCUACCGAGGACCUGGUUCAAAGUGUGCUGGCACUGCUGCGACCAAUUACGUCGGAGACCCUCACGGCAUAUGAAUGGUUUGCCAGGAGCUACCUGACCAUCCCCGAUCUGACAGCCCACCUCAAGUCGCUGGAUGACUUGGCAAGCAACAUCAAUUAUAAACUGCUCACGUCUGCGUUGGGUCCUCUGCAGUCGCAGUUCAGAGAGCGGCCCCAAGACUCGAACGAUGUAGAGUCCCGCCUCUGGCUGCUUUCUUACUUCAUUUUCUUCCAUCGAUAUGCUCUGGGCGGCCAUGCCGGACUUCAAGCCUCAGAGCCCGGCUUUGUCCAGGUUGUCUCCGAAUUAUUGAAUUCCACAGCUGUAUAUAUCUCGCGGCGACUGGACUUUGACGACGCGCCUGAGCUGGACGACCCGUCCCAGACAACUCCUUUACACCCAUUUGUCAAGGAUCAGCUCGUCAGCCUUAUCAACCAGACGAGUAUCACCGGUCUCCUCUCGCAGCUCCAGUCUACGCACCUGUCGCAGGGUGAUCUUGCCGAUGUGCAGUCGGACGCUUCGCGGGAGGCUAAGAUUCUCGCUACGUAUGCUUUGACCCUUCUGCGAGUGUUCCCCCGGCGGGGCGACGAUAUCCGCAUGUGGUUGUACUUAGGAUCAGCCAAUUCAAGUGAUCAAGCCGGAGGUCUUGCGGGAUCGCGAAUCCCCGCUAUUAAAUACUUCUGGCAUGCAUCUCGGUCUAGUAGAAUAUUUGCAGCUAUCUGUCAAGACUCGACAAAGGUUCUGUCUCUGUUGAAGCCUGCAGCGGAGUCGACCGAUUCUAGGCUGUCGGCCCUCUCUCAGAACGAAAGAGACGAGGAAUGGACGAUUAUCCUGCUUUUCCUCGAGCUUUAUACGUUUGUUCUGAAAGUGAUGGACGACGAGGAGUUCUUUUCGAGCGACUCGUCGUUCACUGCGUCGUCAAACACGCGCGUGUCCUGGACCAAGGAAAGUGCCCUACCACUGAACGAUAUUAAAGAUAUGACGGUGUUCCUCAAGAAUCUCGCUUUCACGUUGUACUGGAAUUCGGCGGACUUGAAUGAACAGCAGCCCACGCAGGAGCCCGGCAGCAUUCGCAGUUAUUUCAGCUCUUUAACUCCGCCCUCCGAUUCUAUCACAAGUGUCAGAGAUCUGGAGAUGAAGAACAAAGAAAAGGGCCUGGCCGGAGUGACCGGUAUUCCGCUCGAUUAUUUCAAGGGUCUCGUUACGGGUCUAUUGAGAAUGAUUCACGAGCGCGAUUCGCGGCGUAAAUUCCUUCCCGACGGGCAUUGGCUGAUGACGAAUCGCUUUGACAUGGAGGGCUUCAUCCCCGCCGUCGUUGCAGAAGAAGAGAACCGACACCAACUUCAAGACGAGGAUGACGAUGAUGAGCAGGACGAUUUGAUGGGCGAUUCCUACUACGAGCCUUCACCGGGACUAAUCGGCACCGGUCGUGCCCAGCAAACUCGCCGAAUCGAAGCCCUGCGGCGGCGGCAGCAGCAGGCUGCGCGGAGAAAGCAACUGGAGGCCGUGGCCCCGAGACUGGAGAUUCUGCGGAACAUGCCGUUCUUUAUUCCUUUCACCACCCGCGUUCAGAUAUUUCGAGAGUUCAUCUUUAGGGAUCAAAUGCGCAGACGGCAAGGAUUCAUUGAUCCGGACUCAUGGCGCAUGUCUGUAGCCCACGCGUCCAUGGGACGCAUGAUCGACGGGCAUCCGGCUGUGCAGGAUAUCCUGGGUCGGCACCAUGCGAACAUCCGACGCGAGAGCGUAUUUGACGACGCCUUUGACCAGUUUUACGAACUAGGGGAGGGCUUGAAGGAGCCGAUCCAGAUUACGUUCAUCGACAAAUUCAACACGGCCGAGGCGGGAAUUGACGGCGGCGGUGUGACGAAAGAGUUCCUCACCAGCGUGACCAACGAGGCUUUCAAAUCCACGAGUGCACUGACUCUUUUCGAAGAGAAUGACCAGCACCUGCUCUACCCCAACCCAGCCGCCGUUGAGCAGCGCCGGGAGUCCCUGAAACGGACCGGCUUCGUCGAGAACAGCCCGGAAUGGAGUGAGCAGGUCCGUGACUUGCUUCGACGGUAUGAAUUCUUGGGGCGAGUCAUCGGGAAGUGUCUCUACGAGGGCAUCCUGGUAGAUGUCAAUUUUGCGCCGUUCUUCCUGCUGAAAUGGGCCCUGACCGGCGGCACGGGAUCGGCCCAGAGGGAAACCGCCUACCGCGCCAACCUCAACGACCUGAAGGAUCUGGACCAGGGGCUUUAUCAGGGAUUGCUACAAUUGAAGAAUUACCCCGGUGACGUGGAAGGCUUCUCCCUGAACUUCACGAUUAGCGACACGAUUUCUCUCCCGGAUUCGACCAGUCGCACCAUCACGAGAGAUCUGAAAAGCCACGGAUCUGACAUCCCCGUGACGAACCAGAACCGACUCGUCUAUAUUUCCUACAUCGCACGGUACCGUCUUCAGGUGCAACCGGCUCUCCAAACCAACGCUUUCCUUCAAGGUCUGGGUCAGGUCAUCCAGCCCUCGUGGCUGUCCAUGUUCAACCAGGCGGAACUGCAGACGCUGGUUAGCGGCGAGUCGGGCGACAUCGACGUGUCGGACCUUCGACGGCACACGCUAUACGGGGGCGUAUACGUGAUCGGCGACGAUAAGGAAGAGCACCCGACGAUCAAGCUGUUCUGGGAAGUCAUGGAGAAUAUGAGCAACGAGGAACGACAGAAAGUGCUCCGUUUCGUGACCUCCACUCCGCGGGCCCCAUUGCUAGGAUUUGGCCAUCUGAAUCCGCGGUUCAGUAUUCGAGACUCCAGCGAGGAUCAGGAACGACUGCCUAGUACGAGUACCUGCGUGAAUCUCCUGAAGCUUCCUCGUUAUAGCAGCGCUACCGCACUACGCGAGAAGCUUCUCUACGCGGUCAACUCGGGGGCCGGAUUUGAUUUGAGUUGA
This is a messenger RNA of Aspergillus affinis, 3687 nucleotides long. RefSeq names its product HECT-type E3 ubiquitin-protein ligase. Gene Ontology annotation, molecular function: ubiquitin protein ligase activity; protein binding. The record is from RefSeq and is a predicted model, not a curated record. Lineage: Eukaryota; Fungi; Ascomycota; Eurotiomycetes; Eurotiales; Aspergillaceae. Gene Ontology annotation, biological process: ubiquitin-dependent protein catabolic process; protein polyubiquitination. The coding region runs from base 1 to 3687 and encodes 1228 amino acids. The transcript is spliced from 2 exons.